AUGCUGUGCCUUCAUUCUGUGCCUUCAUGCUGUACCUUCAUGCUGAGCCUUCAUGCUAAGCCUUCAUGCUGUGCCUUCAUGCUGAGCCUUCAUGCUGAGCCUUCAUGCUGUACCUUCAUGCUGAGCCUUCAUACUGUGUCUUCAUGCUGUGCCUUCAUGCUGAGCCUUCAUGCUGAGCCUUCAUGCUGUGGCUUCAUGCUGAGCCUUCAUGCUGUGUCUUCAUGCUGUGCCUUCAUGCUGUGCCUUCAUGCUGAGCCUUCAUGCUGUGUCUUCAUGCUGUGCCUUCAUGCUGAGCCUUCAUGCUGUGCCUUCAUGCUGAGCCUUCAUGCUGUGCCUUCAUUCUGUGCCUUCAUGCUGUACCUUCAUGCUGAGCCUUCAUGCUAA
Messenger RNA from Procambarus clarkii (red swamp crayfish), 384 nucleotides. The record is from RefSeq and is a predicted model, not a curated record. NCBI's taxonomy places the organism in Eukaryota, Metazoa, Arthropoda, Malacostraca, Decapoda, Cambaridae.